Molecule: messenger RNA, 7993 nt
Organism: Brienomyrus brachyistius
Lineage: Eukaryota; Metazoa; Chordata; Actinopteri; Osteoglossiformes; Mormyridae
Gene: med13a
Product: mediator complex subunit 13a
Biological process (GO): regulation of transcription by RNA polymerase II
Cellular component (GO): mediator complex
Molecular function (GO): transcription coregulator activity
Source: RefSeq, a predicted model, not a curated record
GUAUUAUUACACCCCUCAUGACCACGAACGAGCCAAUAGGCUCCGGGAGGCAGAGUUGUCCCUGUGGCCGCCAUUAAAGAAAGGAAUCCAUGAAUUCAAAUGGAAACCAGCAGGAACAGGCACCGAAAUUACACUUAAAAUGAUCGCGAAAAUAUAGCCCCACACCAGCUUUCGAUCGUAUUUUUCUCCAAGAUGCGUUUCGUUUUUAAAUCGUAUUUGGAGGCGGCAGAGGAAUAGGGGAACGUUUUUUUAAAGCAAAGACCGUUUUAAGCAAAGGGGGAGGGGGAGAGUUGCUUCUUUGCUCUCCUUUUCUUUUUUGUUUUAAGAGCAUUUUAGCUUCUUUUCCCCCUCCGUUUUAACUUAACUUAUUCGCGGAUUUUAGCCGAAGCAGGGCGGCGAUCGCGUCGCUUUUAAUUUAAAAGGCGAUACCUUUGGCGGACGAGCGGAGCCGAGGGGGGUUGUUGAAUUACAUUCAGCCAACCGAUUGUUUUAAAAAUAAUUCUCCGCUGUUAGCCGAGCUAGCUAUAUUCACCUCAGUGGGGGAAAAACACAUAUAUGCGUUUGAAAUUUUGUUCUUUCUUUCUCGGGAACUGAAACGAUGGAGUGUUUGACCUCGCUGUGAAAGGAUGAGUGCUUGUUUUGUACCGAACGGGGCCAGCCUGGAGGAUUGCCAUUCCAACCUAUUCUGUCUGGCUGACCUGACCGGGAUCAAAUGGAAGCGUUAUGUGUGGCGGGGCCCCACCUCGGCGCCGAUCCUCUUCCCCGUGACUGAGGAGGACCCCAUCCUGUGCAGCUUCAGCCGCUGCCUGAAGGCUGACGUGCUCAGCGUGUGGCGGCGGCACCAGACGCCCGGCCGCCGUGAGCUCUGGCUCUUCUGGUGGGGCGACGACCCCAACUUUGCUGAACUCAUCCACCACGAGCUCUUAGCCGAGGAAGAUGGUGUUUGGGAGACCGGUCUGUCCUACGAGUGCCGCACGCUGCUCUUCAAAGCCAUCCACAACCUGCUGGAGCGCUGCCUCAUGAACCGCAGCUUUGUACGCUUCGGGAAGUGGUUUGUCAAGCCCUACGAGAAGGAUGAGAAGCCUAUCAACAAGAGUGAGCACUUGUCCUGCGCCUUCACCUUCUUCCUGCACGGAGACAGCAACGUGUGCACCAGCGUGGAGAUCAACCAGCACCAGCCGGUCUACCACCUCAGCGAGGAGCACCUGACGCUGGCUCAGCAGUCCAGCAGUCCCUUCCAAGUGAUCUUGAGUCCGUUUGGGCUGAAUGGGACCCUGACCGGCCAGUCUUUCAAGCUGUCGGACCCCCCCACGCAGAAGCUGAUCGAGGAGUGGAACCAGUUCUAUCCCAUUAGUUCCUGCUCCAAAGAGAGCUCAGAGGACAAGAUGGAGGACAUGGACUGGGAGGACGACUCUUUAGCUGCCGUGGAGGUCCUCGUCGGUGGCGUCCGCAUGGUGUAUCCUGCCUGCCUGGUGCUGGUACCUCAGUCCGAUAUCCCUGCCAUGGCCCCCAUGGGGUCCUCCCACUGCACAGCUGUCUAUUCGGGUGGCCACCAAGUGCCUGCUUCCCAGCGAGACCCUGCCAUCUCGUCUGUCACCCUCACACCUCCCACCUCUCCUGAGGAGGCCCAGACAGUGGACUCCCAGUUGGCGCCCAAGUGGGUGAAGUUCCCAUCAGCAUCAGACACCUUCAGCGCGGACAGCACGGGCCACCAUGGUGGCAGAAUCCCGCGGAAGCUAGCCGGUCAGGUGGUGGAGCGAGUCUGGCAAGAGUGCAACCUCAACCGAGCUCAGAACAAGAGGAAGUUCCCAGCAGCCAGCAGUGGUGGCAGCGGUGCCUGCGAGGAGGAGCCAGGGGACAAACUGGGGGCCUGGGAUUUUGUGGAGCCGACGCAGAGAUCCAACUGCAACUGCUCAAGGCACAAAACCCUCAAGCAGCGAGCUGGCAGUGUUUCGGGGCAGCCCCAGUCCGCUGGCCAGCCCUCCCAGUCGGCCCCUAAGCACAAAGCGGCGGAGAAGCCGGACAAGGGCGACAAACAGCAGAAACGACCGCAGACGCCAUUCCACCACCGCAACUCUACAUGCGAGGAUGCGACACUGGAGCCCGAUGCCGCCAGUCAACGGCUGGGCAUGCGGGCACCAGAUGCGGGCCGUUUCUCUGGCCUUCGGCACACCGACGUGGUUAGUGGCACCGCCACCAAGACGCCACAGCUGCACAAUGGCCCGCCGGAGAUGGUGGGCUCACCCCAGCCCCCCUCACUUAGCCCCCACCCCUGCGAGCGUGGUGACGAGUCUGGUGAGGCGGUGAAAAACCCCUCCACUCCCCACGGCCCCCACUUCUACCAGCCGGCUGCCGAUCCCUGCCUUGCGGCCUCCAAGGGCCCGGAGGACAGUCGGCUGGAAGCCCUAGCCCCAUCCUUCCACACGGCCUUCCCCGAAGCUCUGGAGCCCACCAUGUACGUGGGGGCUGCCGUCAGCCUGCAGGACGACUCCGCGCACGUGCCCUGGCGCUGCUUCAACCUGCCACGUAGGAAAGACCUUGAGUUCCCUACGCCGCAGCUGCCUGUCGACAAGCUGCGGGAUGAUACCUUCGGGGGGCAGGAUGCUGCCGUCUCGGUCACAGAGUUAAUGGCCACAUCCAAGAAGUCGCUGAAGGUGUCCGAGGAGCUGGUGCAGACCUACCUGCAAAGGAAGAACCAGUACUUGUCGGCGGCAGUUGCCGAUGGCGAGCACGAGCCUGAGGUGGACCCGUACGCUUUUGUGGACGGCGAUGUGGAAUUCAUGUUCCCCGACAAGAAGGACAAGCAGGGCGGCGAAAGGGAGGCGGGGAGGAAACACAAGGGUGAUGAUGGUGGUGCGGGUUCAGCAGAUUGCGAGGACGCCAUGUCGCUGUUCAGCCCAUCUGGAAAGUCGGAUGCCCAGCGCGCAGCCGCCCACAACCGCACGGCCUCCACCAGCCUGAUGAAUGAGACAGACCUGGCAGUCUCCAUCAACGACCUGGACAACCUCUUUAACUCUGACGAGGAUGAGCUCGCGCCCGGCUCCAGGCGAGCUGUCAAUGGGACAGAUGAAAAGUUCGGCAACAAGGAAGCGAAGCCGGCAACGCUGGACCCCCUCUCCUGCAUUAGCUCUGCUGACUUGCACCAGAUGUUCCCCACCCCUCCUUCCCUGGAGCAGCAUAUCAUGGGCUAUUCCCCUAUGAACACUGGUGGCAAGGAGUAUGGCGGCAUGGACGCCGGGACCAGCAUGACCGUGCUCGAUAGCGCCGCCUCACUGGGCGGCCAGUUCAAGAUCGAGGUGGAGGAGAGCUUCUGCAGUCCCAAGCCAUCUGAAAUCAAGGACUUCUCGUUCGUGUACAAGCCGGAACAGUGCCAGGCUUUCGUGGGCUGCUCCAUGUUCGCGCCCCUCAAGACGCUGCCCAGUCAGUGCUUGCCGCCCAUCAACCUGCCCGAGGAGUGUGUAUACAGGCCCAGCUGGGCUCUGGGCAAGCUGGAGCUGCUGAACCCGGUGCCCGGCCUGACCUUCAUCAACAAGGACAGUAACAUCCCAAGCGUGGGCAGUGCCCUGGACCAGGACUACAGCCAGACAUACACGCCCCAGACCCAAACCCCCUUUCUCUCAAACAGUGCCCCUCCAAGCAACAGCGGCCCAGGAAUCUUACCCUCCCCAGCCACUCCCCGCUUCUCGGCACCAACUCCGCGCACGCCCCGCACUCCACGCACGCCCCGUGGGCCCUCCAGUGUGCAGGGCUCGCUGAAGUACGAGGAGCUGUACUCACCCGCGUCCACGCCCUCAACCUGCCGGCCGCUCAACUCUGUGGAGCCAGCGACAGUGCCGUCAGUGCCAGAGGCGCAUAGCCUGUACGUCACGCUCAUCCUGUCUGAGUCCGUCAUGAACCUCUUCAAGGACUGCAACUUUGACAGCUGCUGCAUCUGCGUGUGCAACAUGAACAUCAAGGGUGCUGACGUGGGUGUCUACAUCAGCGACCCCAACUGCGAGGCACAAUACACCUGCACGUGUGGCUUCAGCGCCGUUGUCAACCGGCGCUACGGCAACGGCUCCGGCCUCUUCCUGGAGGAUGAGCUGGAUAUCAUCGGGCGUGGCACGGAUGCGGGCCGUGAGGCUGAGCGGCGCUUUGAGGCCCUGCGUGCUGCCUCCCUUGAGCGGCCUGGUGUGCUGAGGGACCGCGUCCCCGACGAGGUCAUCCUGCUGCUCCAGGAUCAAUGUACUAACCCAUUCUCACCUAUGCUGGGCUUGGAAGCAGAUGGCGCGGCCAGCAGCCCCACUUCUGUGCGCGUGGAGGAGCGGGAUUACCACGGCGACUGUUACUUGGCGCUGGAGCACGGCCGGCAGUUCAUGGACAACAUGUCUGGUGGCAAGGUGGACGAGGUGCUGGUGAAGAGUACUUGUCUCCAUCACUGGGCCAAGCACAAUGCUGUGGACGUCAGCAUGCUUUGCUCCCAGGACGUGUUGCGGGUGCUGAUGUCCCUGCAGCCUGUGCUGCAGGACGCCAUCCAGAAGAAGCGGACUGUGCGCUCCUGGGGCGUGCAGGGCCCCCUCACAUGGCAGCAGUUCCACAAGAUGGCAGGCCGAGGCUCGUACGGCACAGACGAGUCCCCUGAGCCAUUGCCCAUACCCACCUUCCUGGUGGGCUACGAGUACGACUUUGUGGUCCUGUCACCCUUCGGCCUGCCCUACUGGGAGAAGCUGCUGUUGGACCCUUUCGGCUCCCAGAGAGACGUGGGCUACCUGGUGGUGUGUCCCGAGAAUGAUGCACUGCUCAAUGGCGCCAAGAGCUUCUUCAGAGACCUGACUGCAGUCUACGAGUCUUGCCGGCUUGGCCAGCACCGACCCAUCUCCAGAGUGUACGCGGACGGCAUCGUGCGUGUGGGUGGCUCUGCCUCUCGGAAGCUCGCCGAGCGGCCCGUGAGCGACUGGUUCGUCAAGGCGGGCAGCGACGGUGACGCCUUUGGCAGGCUCAAACUCUAUGCCCAAGUGUGCCGUCACGAGCUCGCGCCCUACCUCUCCACCCAGUCUCUGGACAGCUCCUUGCUCACCCAGCCAAACCCCGCACCCACCCCUAUGCAGCCUGCACAGCCCCCAAACUCCUCCUCCUCCUCAGCUGGGUCGCAGGCCGCCUGCGCCCCUGGCGCCUCCCUGCUCUCUGGAGGCAGCCUGAGCAGUAGCAGUAAUCCCGCAGUGACCGGGGCUCCGGGCCCCCAGGGGGCAGGUGGUGCCAUGCAGUCUGCCAAGCCGGGCUCCUUCCCACCCUUUGGUGGUAUGGCUGCGCAGGGCAGUGGCUCGCAGGGUGUGCAGCUGGGGCAGCCAGCCACUGCUCAGGGUGCUGGAGUCACUGGGGACGCAGCGGCUGGCAGCAACAAUGCACAGGGACCUACGGAACCAGCAGAAAGCACCAUGGAGCGCGAGAAGGUUGGCGUUCCCACAGACGGCGAGUCGCAUGCCGUCACCUACCCGCCGGCCAUCAUGAUUUACAUCGUGGACCCGUUCAGCUACGAGGAGCUGGAGGGGGCAGCGCACUCAAGCGUCUGGACCCUGGGCCUGCUGCGCUGCUAUCUGGAGCUGCUGCAGUUCCUGCCUCCACAUGUCAGGAAUGCCGUGUUUGUGCAGAUCAUCCCCUGCCAGUACCUGCUGCAGCCCGUCCGCAGCGAGGAGCGCCACGUCUACGUGCAGCACCUCAAGUCCCUGGCCUUCUCGGUGUUCUCCCAGUGCCGGCGCCCCCUACCUACCUCCACCAACGUCAAGACGCUGACGGGUUUCGGACCGGGCCUUGCCCUGGACACUGCCCUCCAGAGCCCAGAGCGACCCGAGUGCCUGCGGCUGUAUACACCGCCCUUCAUCCUAGCACCGGUGAAGGACAAGCAGACGGAGCUGGGCGAGACAUUCGGCGAGGCAUCACAGAAGUACAAUGUACUCUUUGUGGGCUACUGCCUGUCCCACGACCAGCGAUGGCUGCUGGCCACUGCUACCGACCUCUAUGGCGAGCUCCUGGAGACCUGCGUCAUCAGCAUCGAUGUGCCUAACAGGGCACGUCGGAAAAAGGGCUCGGCCCGGCGGCUAGGCCUUCAGAAGCUAUGGGACUGGUGUCUGGGCCUGGUGCAGAUGACCUCACUGCCAUGGAGGGUGGUGAUUGGUCGCCUUGGCAGGAUAGGACAUGGGGAGCUCAGAGACUGGAGCAUCCUGCUCAGCAGACGCAACCUACAGUCCCUCAGCCGCCGCCUGAAGGAGAUGUGCAGGAUGUGCGGCAUCUCUGCUGCGGACACUCCCAGCAUCCUCAGCGCCUGCCUGGUUGCCAUGGAGCCCCAGGGCUCCUUCGUCAUCAUGCCAGACUCCGUGUCCACGGGAUCCGUCUUCGGCCGCAGCACAACGUUGAACAUGCAGACAUCCCAGCUGAACACGCCGCAGGACACGUCCUGCACGCACAUCCUGGUGUUCCCCACCUCCGCCUUUGUGCAGGUCGCCAGCUCCAGCUACACUACGGAGAACCUUGACAUCGCCUUCAACCCCAUCAAUGACGGGCCGGAUGCAAUCGGUAUCUUUGAGCUGCUGGAGACGGAGAACGACCUGGUGGACCCAGACAUCAUCAACAUCUUGCCCGCCUCGCCCACAACUUCGCCUGUGCACUCGCCAGGCUCACACUACCACCACGGCGGGGAUGGCAGCAAGGGACAGAGCACCGACCGGAUGGAGUCACACGACGAAGCCCCCAACAUCCUCCAGCAGCCUCUGGCCCUAGGCUACUUUGUGUCGACCGCUAAGGCCGGACCGCUGCCCGACUGGUUUUGGUCAGCCUGUCCGCAAGCACAGAACCAGUGCCCCCUGUUCCUCAAGGCCUCCUUGCACCUCCACGUGUCUUCAGUGCAAUCAGACGAGCUGCUGCAUGGCAAACACUCCCACCCCCUCGACUCCAACCAGACCUCAGAUGUACUCAGAUUUGUUCUGGAGCAGUACAACGCCCUCUCCUGGCUGACGUGUGACCCAGCAAUGCAGGACAGGCGGUCCUGCCUGCCCAUUCACUUUGUGGUGCUGAAUCAGAUGUACAACUUCAUAAUGAACAUGCUGUAGUGGACGGAGCAGGGCAGCCAGGAGAAGAGGAGCAGCAGCAAGAGGAAGAGGACGCCAGUGGCACUCGAACGGGAUUUACCUGUCACAUGACUACAGUGCUGGACUUUAUAGGAGUUUGGAGGUUUCUCAAUGCACCGAAUGUUCCAGAAAGCCAGUACCAUGGAGGCAGUGCAGGCCCCGUCACUGGCCUCACAGCGGCUCCCCCCCAGGGAUUCGGCGGCCUGUGGGAGGCAGGGCCAGUGACGGGAGGGCGAGCCCCCACCCCAGCCAUGGUAUUCGCCGCAGAAACACUGAAAUUGGCCAGUCUGCGUCACGUGUCUGUAUAAUACGGAUGAUGAGGGACUUUCAGUCAUGAAACCAACUAAUCAGACUCGCGCCAAGAUCUCAAAUUCCUAUCAUUGGAUGAAAUUGUAUCCCGUUGAAAUGCCUGCAUCUAUCUUAUUUAUUGUAAGUUUUUAAAUGUAUAAUUUCUUAACCUUUUAUAUAUUCAAAAAUCUAGAAGGUUUAUAUUGCCUUCCUGCUUUAAAGCAAUUGGUCUAAAAUAUAUGUAAUCGUCUUAAAAAAAACCCACAAAAACUAGAAAAAUAAAGUUGCAGUAGGUUGCUUUUAGAGUAUUAUUUUUUGUAAGGGGGACAGAUUUGUAUCGUCACGAUGUACAGAUGAAGUAGGUUGGGGGUUUAUGUCCAUGCCUUGUGUGUGGGGGGGCUUACAGCUAAGCUGUAGUGCAGAGUACUUGUACAGCAAUGAAGUUCACUGUGUUCUAAUAACAGGUACAUUGUCUUAUAUAGUAUUUUAUACCACACAUUUAGACACAAAAACCAAACGGCAAUAUAUAUAUAAAAUCUAUAUAAAUGCUGCCCUACUGCGUUGUGGUGCAGCCUCUGUUUUAGGAAUAAAAUGCGUCAACUCAA